AUGGCCAUGCCGACGUCCACGCCCGCCCCCCACGACAAAGACCCCCCCCUCCACGACGUCGCCGAUCUUCGCGACGCGGCCGCCAAGCCGAUGGGCAACGUCCAGUCGCUCCUCCACCGCCGCCUUCGCGCGCUGCAGAAACGCUCCGCGAAGAUCGAACGCGCCGUCGCCAAGGAGCGCGACGGCGGCGAGAUCGACGACCAGCAGCGCGAGCUCGUCGCCGGCGCGGCGCUCACGACGUCGAUGCUCGACGAGAUGACCAAGCUCUUCGAUCAGUGCGUCGGCGCGAUCGCGGCGGACGUGCGCGACGCGGUCGCGGACGCGAAGGCGCGCGAGAUCGCGACCGCGCGCGAAGCCAUCGAACGGCUCGAGAAGACGUCGCGGGACGAACGUCGCGACGCGGAGGCGAGGGAGACGCGGCGCGAGAGGGACGAGAAGAGACGCGCGAAGGAGCGCGAGGGCGCGCUGAGAGCGUUGGAGAAGCGGUGCGAGGCGGCGGAGAAGGCGGCGAGGGCGGCGAACGAUCGCGCGGCCGCCGCGGAGCGCGCGCUCGCCGACGCCGCCGCCGCCGCCGCCGCCGCCGCGGAGAAGGCGAAGAAGGCGACGAUCGCGCGCGACCCCCUCCCCAAACGCCCCAACGACGCCGACGCCGUCGCCGCCGCGGUCGAGGACGCGACCAGGGAGAUCAUCACCCUGCUCUACUACGCGAACGCGUUCGACCUCUCCCUGCCGGACGUCCCGCCGUUCUCGCACGCGCUCGAGAGGGAAGCGGCGUUGUCGUACCACGCGGAUCCGCGGUGCCGCACCCAUCGGUCGGUGACGGCGGAGGACCUCGACGCGUUGGUCGCGCUCGCGCGCGCGGCGACGACGCGCGCCGCCGCGGACGUCGGCGACGGCGCGACGCAGACGCAGAUGAUGUCGCACGCGGAGGCGAUCGAACGGUGCGUCGCGCUCGCGACGUCGUGGGUGUCGUCGACGAACGCCCUCCCCGCGCCCGCGUGGACGUCGCGCGCGCGAGGCGUCGUCGACGCCGUCCGCGGGAGCGGGUGGAAUACGCUUCGACCGGUGAUGCACGGCGUGGGCGACGUGGGCGGCGCGGACGGGGGGGACGCGAUGCCGAUGCCGCCGGCGGCGGCGCGGCAGACGGGCCACCACCUCGCGGGAGGAGGGAGGGAGGAGAAGGAGGGGGAGGACCGCGCGUCGGCGCGGCCGAGGGCUCGCGAGCGGGAGCGAAAGCCUCCGGCGGCGGCGGCGGCGGCGCGUUCGAACGGCGCCUCCCCCGGGACGGUCCUCGCGGCCGCGCCGGGUCAACCUGCCCCGGAGGCGUUCUUCUCGGGGAUGGGAGGCAUGGGGUUCCUGGACAUGGUCCAGCGGCAGCAGCAGCAGCAGCAGCAGCAGCGGCAAGGGCAGCAGCGAGGGCAGCGGUGGCGGCGCCCGAGACGCGACGAGUUCGCGCCGCCGCCGCGCGGGUUCAGCCCGCCCGCGCGCGUCCCCACGCCGCCGCCGCUCCUCCCGACGCUCUCGACGGUGUCGUCCAUGGACCAGUACGGGUUCGUCGCCGCGAUUUCCGAGGGCGGGGACGAGCACGUCGGCGAAGGCGUCGGGAAGAAGACCGCGAAGCGAGGCGGCGGCGGCGGGAAGGGCGAGAAGCGAAACGCGAACGCGAACGCGAACGCGGCGCGACGCGGCGGCGGCGGCGGCGGCGGCGGCGGCGAAAGAGCCGCCGUCCCCGCGCCCGCGGUCCCCGCGCCCGUCGUCGCGAGGACGACGACAGCGCCGCCCGGCCCCGGCGGCGGCGAGAAGAGGAAAGAGCGCGGCGACAGGAACGGCGGCGGCGGGAGAGGCGGGAGAGGCGGAGGAGGGGAGAAAAAGACCGCGCGCGGCGGCGGCGGCGGCAGCGGCGGCGGCGGCGGACGCGGCGGACGCGGCGGGGAGAGGAAGUGA
Messenger RNA from Micromonas pusilla CCMP1545, 1944 nucleotides. RefSeq lists its product as uncharacterized. Bases 1 to 1944 code for a protein of 647 amino acids. The transcript has a single exon. The record is from RefSeq and is a predicted model, not a curated record. Lineage: Eukaryota; Viridiplantae; Chlorophyta; Mamiellophyceae; Mamiellales; Mamiellaceae.